CCUUGGGCUGUAGUAGUGAUGAAACGCCUUAUCACUACUAGCUUUUGAGCCGCCCGCAAAUACUCAUUCAGCUCUUGGUGCUGCGGGUGGAGACAGAGAGAAACGGGUGACAGCGACCAGCAAUGUCAGGCAGGUAAAAGCGUGAUUGAAGCUGCUGAGAUGAGCGACAGAGCCGUGAUGAGAGGGCCCGUAACCCGCGGAAGGAGGACGACCAUCACCGGCGGCGGGGCUGCCAACGCGAAACAAGCCAACGGGAGCAAGUGUCACGAUGCCGGGGAGAAACCCCUAGCGAUAAAUUCUGCUAAAGCCAAAACAGAGGUGUCCAAGCAUGCAAGUAACAUCGGGAAGGUGGACAGACAGACGGGGAUGCCAGGGCAGCAGCAGCAGCUCACAAACUGUCAGAAGAAACAGAGCAGUGCGGUGGAAGAUAUCCACGAGAGACUCAGCUGCCACACCCUCCAGGAGUCUCUCUUGAGCUCAGCCAGUGGCUACAGCAACUACAGAGGAAUCCUCAACUGGUGUGUCGUCAUGCUGGUGCUGAGUAAUGCACGCCUCUUCUUGGAGAACAUUAUCAAGUAUGGUAUCUUGGUGGAUCCUAUCCAAGUAGUGUCUCUCUUCUUGAAGGACCCCUAUAGUUGGCCAGCAGCUUGCCUCAUCAUUGUGUCUAAUGUGUUCAUCUUAGCAGCCUUGUACACAGAGAGACGUCUGGCUGUGGGUACCAUUUCCGAAAUGACAGGACGGAUUCUUCACAUUUUUAACCUGAUGUUCAUAUUGAUCUUCCCUUCAGCAACUGUACUCACAUUGACCUCCAUGACCCCAGUGGGUGGUGUGCUCUCCCUAGGAGUCUACACAGUGCUGUUUCUCAAGCUGUACUCCUACCAAGACGCCAACAGGUGGUGUAGAGAAAUCAGACAAGCGAAAGCCAAGAGACUAACACGAUCAUACUCAUGUCCGUCUAUGGCACAAUCCAACGGUUCAGCAGUUCAUGCUCGCGUCUCCUACCCAGGCAACCUCACCCACAGAGACAUGUACUACUUUGUCUGUGCCCCGACUCUCUGCUACCAGCUCAACUUCCCGCGGUCACCUCGAAUACGCAAACGGUUCCUGAUCAGAAGACUUCUUGAAAUGCUUUUCUUCACGCAGCUGUUGGUUGGACUGAUACAGCAGUGGAUGGUUCCCACUAUUCAGAACUCGAUGAAACCAUUCCAGGAUAUGGACUUUUCGAGAAUGGUGGAGCGCCUCCUAAAGUUAGCUGUCCCUAACCAUCUGAUAUGGUUAAUAUUCUUCUAUUGGUUUUUCCACUCUUCUAUGAACUUUGUGGCAGAGCUGAUGCAGUUUGGAGACAGAGAGUUCUACAAAGACUGGUGGAACUCUGAGACCGUCACAUAUUUCUGGGCCAACUGGAAUAUCCCAGUUCACAAAUGGUGCCUAAGACACUUCUAUAAGCCCAUGCUGAGGAAGGGGGUCAACAAGUUUAUGGCUCAGACUGCCGUCUUCCUGCUGUCUGCCUUCUUCCACGAGUACCUAGUGAGUGUUCCUCUGAAGAUGUUUAGACUGUGGGCCUUUAUGGGAAUGAUGGCUCAGGUUCCCCUGGCUUGGUUUGUGGGUCGUUUCCUGAAUGGAAACUAUGGCAACGCCGCUGUGUGGAUCUCACUCAUCAUUGGCCAGCCUGUCGCUGUGUUGAUGUACGUCCAUGACUACUAUGUCAUUCAUUAUGGGAGCACUACAUAAAACUGGACACACAUAAUCCCACAGACACACACACACCCACACACACCAGCCUGCAGGACAGCUCAGUGAGUGAAUCCAGAGCAAGUUGAAGUGACUGUAAGAGAAAACCCUGCUAAUAUGAGCGAGUCAGUAAACCACAACGACAGCAGGAAAAUUGUUUUUGACUUCUUGAUUUUUGCACUAAAGAGAAAUGAACCAUAGUAUGAUUCUAACAACAUGAGGACUGUUUGGUUUGAAGCAAUAUUCCACUUUAGUAGGACAAACAUACCAUUGUAGUCAGCAAACACUGGGAUCCGCAGUCACCACCUGCUCUAAAUCUCUGUAUCUAGCAUUGGAUGUUCCGGCCAAAUGAUCCUGGACCCAAAGUCAAACAGCACUUAGAUCUCUGUUAUUGGAAUUGAUCCCUCACUGUUAGAUCUGUUAGAAGUAUGAUUUCCUCUUCAGAGUUUGCUAAAACAAAAGUAAUUGUGCGUGUGUGGUGCUAAGGUUUCCUAAAGUGGCCAAUAUUGGUGGUUGACGAUUCAUGAGCUCAAAGGUUAUGCGCGCUAGGGUGAAACUCUUCUGCGUGACUUUUGACAACAGUUUUUACAUUUAAAAACAUGUCAUUGCAUCCACAAGUGGAAACACUGAUUUUUAGCCAAGCACUCCUUGAGCACACAUUGUCUUCUGCAACUGAAUGUGAACCACUGCCAAGCGAGCACGGGAUCCUGAAGAGAGGAGAAGAUAUGAAAAUGUUGUUUCUAUAUCUGUGGAUUAGAAGUCACUGUUUUUCUUGUAUCUAAAAGCAACUGAGAAAUUAUGAAGCCUGCUAAACAGUUCCUACAAGUUAAGGCUUAAGCCAAUUUAGGGUGUCUCCAGAUCUUCAAACUGACCACAGUAACAGUUUUGUACAUGUGCUCUGUAUAUAAGUCCCUCUCUUUCUGAUGCAAUGCAGUUGUUGAGUAUUACAGAAAUGUAUAAUAAAAUGAUUUAUUAAACAAAAAGGUCAGUGGCUGUAAACUGUAGAAAGACGAGGAGGGAAGGAGCUAUAAAGGGAAGGAGGAAAAAGUAAAAGGAUGUUUUUGACCUUAUUUGUACAGUCCUCCAGGCAGCCUCUCCUCUUCUGUUUCUCUACUACAAACAUCAAUGCAAGCUCUUGGUGUAACAGUGUGUUGUUUGCCUUGGCUUUGUAUCUUGUGUUGCAUUUGACUUCAUCACAUGGGUUUAUUUUAUACAUAUGUAUAAUUUUGUGUUGGUAUGACAGUAUGCAGUCAAGUAUUGCCAUCUUCAAAUUAUAAUUUGUUGUAUUUUAUUUGAAAUCAAUGAUUUAAUGCACGAGUUGAUUUACUGAUUUGAACCAAUGAUUGUUUUUUUGCACUUUAAAGAGAUAUAUGCUGUUGACUAAAGCAAUAGAUUUCUAUGAAUGUAUUUAAGUUAUAUCAAUUGUGUAAGGAAAAUACAUUUGUCAAAAGUAUUUGUAUGUCUUACAAUUUGCUUGUUGACAUGUAUGUUAUGGUAUUAUUAUUGUUUCAAAGUAAAACAGCAGCUGCAGUAGAAAUAAGAGUUUCAAUGACAGGAUUUUUUUUUCUUUAAUUUUUUUUUUAAACUGCUUUCCAAAUACAUAAUGACAGUUGACUGGACAUGUUAAAUCAAAGCCUUAUGUGCUUCUUUUUUUUUCCCUUUUGUGAGAUUUACCCUCAUUCCUUAUUAAUCACAUUUCAGGGAAAACCAGUUAUCCAAAAAAUAAAGUGUGUUGUCAUUCCUUAUUAAAAUGUAUAAGUGCCUGCUGUAAAAAUAAAACAAAACUUAUAUACCAGUAGUUUUACAUAGCAAAGACAGGCAAAAUACUUCUAAAGACCAUUCUUUAAUCUUUUUGUCUAUGUAGCCAACAGAUUCACAAUGCAUUUAUAUUUACUCAUGCCCUUAAUUAAAAUUCCUGUCCAAAUGCAACCUAACCCUUAAAAGUGUGACACCUUUUUCAAAUGUUAAUUUUGAAAGAAGUAAUUUUUAUGUUUGCUUUUGGAGAACCUUAUGUAAGAGUCAUGCAUAAAUCUUAUGUUAUUAUCUUAUGGUACUUCAGCAUACAAAUGGUAGCUUAAAUAUCAAUUCGUGUGACAAAUCAUUGUUUUUCUCAUUUGACUGCUGUGAAAAAUUAAUUUGCGCAAUUGAAUUGUUUACAUUUCAUUCGACUUUGUUUUGCUUUUGUGAAAUUUCUUGGAAAUGGAAAAUAAUGAAGGGGGUGCUGACCUCGGAGUUUAACAUAAGUGUCAGCACCAAGUGUUAUUCACCUGAAGUCCACAACUUCCUGUGUCCAUGCUAUUACUGCACCGAUCCUGCUCUUGGAAUAGGAGUUGAAGAUGCUUUAAGUUGAACUGUCUUUUAAGGGUUAAUUUUGUUUGCGGAUGAUUGUGUGAUCCAACAUGUAGUAAAAUGAAUGUAUUGCUGAGCUGUUCAUACUGUACACAGAAAUCCAAAGUGAAACAAAGAUUAUAUGUUUUGGGAAUGCAAAUAAUUUUCAUAGCCUUUCACUUGAAAUUAUGUGUUUGAUAAAGAAUAUUUAUAUAUGA
Messenger RNA from Micropterus salmoides (largemouth bass), 4277 nucleotides. RefSeq names its product diacylglycerol O-acyltransferase 1a (gene dgat1a). The transcript has 17 exons. Gene Ontology annotation, molecular function: diacylglycerol O-acyltransferase activity. NCBI's taxonomy places the organism in Eukaryota, Metazoa, Chordata, Actinopteri, Centrarchiformes, Centrarchidae. The record is from RefSeq and is a predicted model, not a curated record. Gene Ontology annotation, cellular component: endoplasmic reticulum membrane. Bases 160 to 1731 code for a protein of 523 amino acids. Gene Ontology annotation, biological process: triglyceride biosynthetic process.